Messenger RNA from Ochlerotatus camptorhynchus, 985 nucleotides. RefSeq names its product trypsin 3A1-like. Gene Ontology annotation, biological process: proteolysis. The coding region runs from base 1 to 777 and encodes 258 amino acids. The record is from RefSeq and is a predicted model, not a curated record. Gene Ontology annotation, molecular function: serine-type endopeptidase activity. Lineage: Eukaryota; Metazoa; Arthropoda; Insecta; Diptera; Culicidae. The transcript has a single exon.
AUGUUGCGUUUAGCUUCUUAUGUGCAAAAACAACUGAAAAAUCUAAUUGUGAAUAAAAAUCUAGACACCGAUUUUGCGAUAACAACACGCAUAGUUGGUGGGCAAACGAUCUCGAUCGCCUUGGUUCCCUCCGCGGUGGCUCUGGUAGAUAACCUUAAACAAUCAUACUGCACUGGUGCUUUGAUAAGUUCUUCCUGGAUAGCUACGGCUGCCCAUUGUGUGACGAAUCGAGAUACUCCGGCUUUUAUCCGAGUCGGAUCUAACUUUGGAAAUAAAAGUGGUAAGCUGUACGGAGUGGAAAAAAUAGUGAAACACCCGAAUUACCAUCCUAGUGGAUACGACUAUGAUUUGGCAUUGAUCAAGUUGACCAACGAUGUUCCGUUCAGUAGCACGGUGAAACCGGUAAUGUUGCCGGCCAUGAACGAACCCCCCCUACCGGUCGGAAAGAUGCUCAUUGUGUCAGGGUUUGGCAAAACUAAAACUUAUGAAGAUGUGCUAAAUCAGCAAAAGCUGCGCUCUGUAAACGUACCGAUUGUGAGUCAACACGACAGCCAGCUAGCCUACCCCGGCCGUGUAACAGACCGAAUGAUGUGUGCUGGAUAUCCUGACGGUGGUAAGGAUAGUUGCCAAGGCGAUUCCGGUGGCCCCCUCAUCGACGGUGAUACACUCGUCGGGAUAGUUUCUUGGGGCAGAGGAUGUGGCAUGCCCAAUUCCCCUGGAGUCUACGUCCGUGUCUCGGCUUUUCGUGAUUGGAUUAACGAAAUAACUGGAAUUUGAUCUAACGUUCCUCGACAACAUUCUCCGGGUAUUAAAAAAAAAUCAUUGCCAACUAAAAAAGACCGAAGAUAAUCAACAACAAUUCCUUAAACAUUCGAUUUUCGGUUUUUCUAUAUCAAACCAUUUGGAAAUUAAGAAAAUAAAUGAAAAAUUAAAAUGUAAAUAUCUUGCGUUUUCUUUAUUCAAGUAUCACAAUUGGUAUAAACAU